Messenger RNA from Medicago truncatula (barrel medic), 689 nucleotides. RefSeq names its product ribosomal RNA small subunit methyltransferase. Gene Ontology annotation, molecular function: rRNA (adenine-N6,N6-)-dimethyltransferase activity. The record is from RefSeq and is a predicted model, not a curated record. Bases 132 to 536 code for a protein of 134 amino acids. The transcript has a single exon. Gene Ontology annotation, biological process: rRNA methylation. Lineage: Eukaryota; Viridiplantae; Streptophyta; Magnoliopsida; Fabales; Fabaceae. Gene Ontology annotation, cellular component: nucleolus.
AAGCUCUAUUGUCGUCUUACAGUGAACACGCAACUCCAUGCACGAAUCUCCCACCUCCUCAAAGUUGGAAGAAACAAUUUCAGACCUCCACCUAAGGUUGAUUCCUUUGUGGUAAGAAUUGAGUGCGAACGAUGAUGAAAUGGGAUGGAUUUUUAAGGAUUUGUUUUAACAGAAAAAACAAAACUCUUGGUUCAUUGUUUAGACAAAAGAAUGUGUUAUCUAUGGUUGAAAAAAACUACAAGGCUGUGCAAGCAUUGAAACUCUCCCAAGAAGGUGACUCGCUUAAUGAAACAAACGCUAAAGUGGACUUUUCCGAUUUUGGUGAUUUUGACGACGAUCAAGGUAUGGAGGUGGACGAUGAUGAAAUGGAUGUUGAGGAUGGGGGCGCGGAUGAGGUGCAAAAUGAAUUCAAAGAAAAGGUUUUAGGUGUUUUGAAAGAGGGAGAUUUUGAAGAGAAGAGGUCAUCCAAACUCACUUUGGAGAAGUUCUUAGACUUGCUUUCUCUAUUUAACAAAGCUGGCUUACACUUCUCCUGAUUUUACAUUUAUUAUUUACUAUUUUUUUUUUUUCACUUUUUAAUAGAUAUUUAUAUUUCUGAGUUUGAUUUUUGUUUAAGAGAGUAGGAUCAGACAAAAUGGUUUUGACUAUUUAAUAUUUAUGCAUUGUAUUUUUGGAGCUCCUUCAUUGUA